UUAGUUGCUCUAAAUUACAUACCUCCACCAAUUGUUUGUGAGUUGCUAGGGAAACCCAGACUAUUUAUGUCGUUAGUGAGUGGGAUGUCUGGUGUUCAUGACGUUUCUUUGGUGGAUUCUCUCACGUGCAACAAUCUAAUUCUAUGUUUAUCCAGCGUAGAAAAUUGUUCGACUUUUGUCGGAAUUAUGGAGUACUACCGGACGAAGAAAGAAGGGACUGUGUAGACUGUGGUGGUGUGAAGUGUGUAAAACAUCGUAAGAACUGUUUCGAUGCUGAAAUACCGUUACAAUUUCAUUGCGGAAAGUGCAAAAAACGAACGAGUAUCGGGAAGAAUACAUAGUUCGACUCUUCCAAAUUAUCCAUCCAGACCACCGUAAUGGACUUUAACAUGACGACAACACCGACGACGAGUAAGAUGUGUCUACCUUUAUUUCUGGAAGAUAAUGGAGAUCUGCUUAAGAAAUUCUUGCCCGCUGAUGAAAUUUUAAAGAUUUCUGAAGCUGGAAGCAUAUUCAUCGAAUAUAUGAGACAUCUGCGUCAAUGCAUUGCAAAAAGACUUGCUGUAUCUCCCUGUCAAGAAUUAGCAGAUGAACAGAAUUUACGUCUUACAUGGAUCCGAAAUGCCAAAACUAAAGCAGUUAAGUCAGUAUUACUGGAUAAACUUGAGAUUCAGAGGAAUGAAGGUAAUGCACAGCUUGCUCAGAGGGAUGUUGCAAUUAAAAAAAAUGAGGAACUGAUUGAAAAGAUGAAGAAAUGUAGCAAAGAUGAUAUCAAGAAAAGAAUAAAUGAAUCAGAAAAAAAUAUGAUUAAUGACUGGAGAGAUAGUGAAAGUAGGCAAGAGAUACUUCAGGCACAACUUAUUGAAAAUGAAGCAAGAUUUGAACAAUUGCUGUCAGAACACCUGCGCAGUGAGAAGAGCUUAAAAGCAAAGAAAAUCAAGGUUGAAUCACAGCUACUUACCGUGCUAAGCAAAUAUGAUGCUGACAUAGGUGAUCUGCAGAAUGAAUUGGAUGAACUUAUGGAGGGCUUCAAUGAAGAGAAACGACAGAUGAGAGAGCUACAGGAACGAUUUGAUAUACAGGAAGUGGAAUAUAUCAGACUAAUGACUCAAAAAGCUGAAGAAGAACGUAUUGAACAUGAACGAAGAGUAAACUUUUUCACAACAAGUCGAGCAGCACGCAUCAUUCAACGUGCGUGGAGAAAAUACAUACGUAGGAAACGUCGACGUAAAGGGAAGAGAAGAAAAUAA
Schistocerca cancellata (South American locust) is the source of this 1250-nucleotide messenger RNA. RefSeq lists its product as uncharacterized. NCBI's taxonomy places the organism in Eukaryota, Metazoa, Arthropoda, Insecta, Orthoptera, Acrididae. The transcript has 6 exons. Gene Ontology annotation, molecular function: protein binding. The record is from RefSeq and is a predicted model, not a curated record. Bases 378 to 1250 code for a protein of 290 amino acids.